This is a messenger RNA of Cladocopium goreaui, 327 nucleotides long. NCBI's taxonomy places the organism in Eukaryota, Dinophyceae, Suessiales, Symbiodiniaceae. The record is from the annotation of a GenBank genome assembly.
AUGUUCAACGAUCGCGCUAUCUUCACGUGGAUUCGGAUCGCGACUUCGGAUCUUGGAGCCAAGGCAGUACUCUCGGGCACCGUGGCCUCCUCCAACAAGCGCGUCUAUGUGUGGGACGUGGCAGCUGAAAAGGUCUUGGCCGCAGUGAAUGCUCAUGCGCGACCGCUGACUUGCCUGCGUCUGGCGCAGCCCCACGCUGCGGCUCCUGCGGCCUCCAUGGACAUCUUUUACAGCGCCGCCUUGGACGGCCAGGUGAAGUUGUGGGACCUGCGCUCCAUGCAGGAGAUGGGGCCAGGAAGGGCCAGGAUCUUCAUCCCCCUGAUCUGA